ACAAAAAACAAAAAAAGUACAUACGGGAAGCGGCCCCGGAAGCCCGGAAAGCAAGCAAGCAGUGACGACAAUGGCUUCCUGCAGCUCUCUCCAGCGAACCCUUCUCCUGCCUCUCCCACCCAAAGCCCCCAAAAUUCUCGAUCACACCGCCGCCGUUGUCAGCUAUCCCACCACUGGAAAUGGCGGCGCUUGGAAGCCGCUCUCCUCGAUCCGGUGCAAGAACGUUAGAUCGGUCUCGGCGCUGGCCUCCUCGUCCACGGACGACCUCCGGCCGGAGAUGGACGAGAACCCGGAGGGCAUCAUCUCCGGCGAGUGGCCGGAGAACUUCUCCCUCCUCAGCUACGACGACCUCCGAGCCUAUCUCGAGACUCAGAUCAUCAGCAACAAGAUGAAGCCGACGGCGCUGUUGGGGGAGGUGAUGUCGACGCAGAUCCGGACAGCGACGGCGGAUCAGACGCUGGAGGAGAUCGAUCACCACUUUCAGGUGGUGUCGGGGCUACCGGUGAUCGACGCGGAGCUCAAAUGCAUUGGAGUAAUCUCAAAGAAGGACAAGGCCAAAGCCUCUUGUGAGUUGAAAUCGAAGGUUGGUGAAGUGAUGUCCUCUCCUGCCAUCACUCUGUCACCUGACAAGACAGUUUUAGAUGCUGCAGCUUUGAUGCUUAAGAUGAAGAUCCAUAGGGUACCAAUCGUAAAUGAAAAACAGCAAGUUGUAGGAAUGGUUUCUCGAACUGACAUAUUCCAGGCACUGGAAACCCAGGUGGUAUAAGCUCUCUGCUUCAUAAGAAUGCUUAUCUGCUGUGUAAAUAUGAAAAUAAGUGUAAAUAUGAAAAUAAGUUAAAGAAGCACAUAAAACAGGGCAGCUAUGACUUUGUGACUCCUAAUUGCAUAUUGUAUGAUAUAUUCUCUUCGUUUCUUUGUAAUGAAACUGUCCUUGUGGUGGACCCAUAAUCAUAUUUGAGCGAGGCAAUUUGAUGCUUA
Phoenix dactylifera (date palm) is the source of this 978-nucleotide messenger RNA. RefSeq lists its product as uncharacterized. NCBI's taxonomy places the organism in Eukaryota, Viridiplantae, Streptophyta, Magnoliopsida, Arecales, Arecaceae. The record is from RefSeq and is a predicted model, not a curated record.